This is a messenger RNA of Eremomyces bilateralis CBS 781.70, 3899 nucleotides long. RefSeq names its product DENN-domain-containing protein. The transcript has 4 exons. The record is from RefSeq and is a predicted model, not a curated record. The coding region runs from base 353 to 3823 and encodes 1156 amino acids. Gene Ontology annotation, cellular component: cytoplasmic vesicle. Gene Ontology annotation, biological process: regulation of Rab protein signal transduction. NCBI's taxonomy places the organism in Eukaryota, Fungi, Ascomycota, Dothideomycetes, Eremomycetales, Eremomycetaceae.
GGUGUUGUGCACAAUUGUUGACAUUUGCACACGCACACACGCAGCAUAGAGACACUGAAUCCGAGACUGCCGCGGUGCACAGGACGCUUUUGCAGGUGUCGUUGUCGGUUGAGUGGUGGUACAAAAGCAACCCACGUCCGCUUGCUACGAAAGAGACGGCGUUUUGACGACAACGUUUACAUUGCCCACAAUCACGAAGAUUCCGCAUUUGAUGCGUACAUGAACUCUCGAGCUCUUGGAUAAUUAAUCAUACUUCCAUCUUCCACGUUUAUACGCAGAUCCCUCAAAUUCUUCCCCCGCGAUCUCGAACCUCCUCUAUACGAUCACCUUCCCUCACCAAUGCUACGCGGACAUGGCUAAGAUGGGUCCAAUUCCUCCCAGCCAGGAUGGUGUGCCUGCCCCGCUUGCCGACUUCUUCUUUAUUGCUGGCAUUGAGUCCAGUGCCGUGGUCGAUGAGAGCCAGAUACCCAAUGGGACGACCCCACAAGCUCCCGAGCCCACGAUCGAGGCGAUCGCUGAAGACUCCGCGUUGGAAUCCGAGGGUGAGGAAGAGCAUAAACGGCAGUCCGGAGAACAGUUGCUGAAUGGCGAUGCACCCGCGCAACGGAACCGAUUCAGCUACGAGAUAAGGAAGUCGAUCACGAGCUUAUCCGGGCUGGAGAAGACGACGACAACGUCAAGCAACAGAAGCAGUGCCACGAUUCGGCCAGCUCCCUCUCCAAUCGGUGGAUCGGGCCUCUCCGAUGAAGACUUCGAGCAUGCCCUGCGCAGGUUCGCUGCCGAGCGAGAUACGUUUUUAGAAGAGAUCCAAUUCACCGCCGGAGCGGUCGCGCCACAACCGACGACGAAACCCAAACCGCGACCGAAGACACAGAGAAUCAUAAGUGAAGAUGCUCCUGGAGGGGUGCGAUCGAGUGUCGGGACUUUGAGGAGGCGUAUCUCAACUAUGAGUAGUCUGAAGCGGCAGCCAUCAACGGCAAGGCAAGCGUCCAUCCGAACGGCCAAACGUCUUAGCGGAUAUAACUCGGUCAUUCCGACCCCACAGCCUUUCAAGACGAGCCCUGAUAUGCAUCCUCUCAAGCGGAGGUACGAACCCGUCCUGCUCGACCGAUAUCCGCCGAAGAGCAUGGUUGAUGAGCUCAAGAGGCGCCCCCAAUUUCCCGAUUACGUCCCAAUGUUCACCUUUCCAAACGACAUAAGCGUGGUUUCGGCGGACGAGAGACCUCGGUCCACGUGGCACGGCUACGUGAUGACCAGUGGGGACAACUCCAAGGUCUAUGGCAUCUGCGUGAUUAUCUGGAUGCCGCUCAAUCCGAAGACGGCAGAGGCGCUGGAGCGACAAUGUGAGGAAUGGCGAAAGGCGAACAUGACCGCGGAGGAGCGAGAGCUGGCGAGCAGCCUUGGUGAGAGACUCGCCGUGGAGCGCGCGAAGCUGUCAAGUUUGCUCGCGCGUCUGCCAAACAUGCCAUCGGGAUCAUUCGAGCGUGAACAUCUCGAAGACCAGAUCAGCGCGGUGGAAGAGCGCAUCGGCCUCAUGACGGAUCUCCUCCGGCCAGUGCGUCACGGAGCCGCAUCCAAAAUCGAAGGUUUAACGGAUGGCGAAACCGGACUAUGGAUCCCGCGCGCUUAUGGAGUGCUCGGUCGCGAUAUGAAUUUGACGAGCUUCUGGAAAGAAUGGCUGAAAGCAGUCGUCGUUCCCAUGACGAACGGCGCAAUCUUGCGUGUACCACCAAGCUCUCCGAAGAUCGGCAUGUGGCAGCCUCUAGAACGCUACGUGAUCAACUUGUGUGUGGAAGCGCUUAGCCCGCUUUCGUCGAAGACGCAGGUGGAGGUGUCGAUUCGAGAAUUGCGAUUGUAUGCGCGCAAGGAGGCACACAACGAGCUGCCUGGGGCGCGGAACACCGAUCUGUACGCGCUCUUCCGCUGUCUCUCCGUCGCCAAUGUGGUCACGCUCAUGGAAUACGCGUUGAUGGAAUCGCGGAUCAUCCUUUUGUCCUCGCACACCUCGAUGCUGCAUCUUGCCAGCGCAGCCAUCUGCUCGCUGCUAUACCCGAUGAAAUGGUGCGGAAUCUUCAUUCCCGUUCUCCCAUCGCGACUCAUCCAGGCCCUGGAUGCACCCUGUCCAUACAUCGUGGGCAUUGAGCGCCGGUACGAGUCGGUGGAGCUUCCUGACGAUGACUUUGUGCUGGUGGACUUGGAUUCCGACCUGAUCGAAAGCACUGCGCCACCGACGACCUUGCCUCGUCAGCACCGACGGAAGCUCGUGUCACUGUUGCAGCUCUCGGCACGUCAUCACAUCCAAUUCGGUGUUCCGACUGGUCCUCCGGCAUAUGCUGUGGAAUCGCUCCCUCACAAUUCCUUCUCCUCCGAAAACCCCACAAUCUUCAGCAAUCGACCCACCACCUCAACUUUAGCCACCCUCGUGGCCGUGAACUCCGCCACCUACGGCGACGCGACAGGUUCGACCGGCAUCCGACCCCCCAUCUACAAUGGUUUCCUCCAGGCCCGCAACGACCAGAGCAGAGGCUCGGAGCGUCCCACCACUUCGUCCACGAUGGGCAAGGCCCCAUCCCCCCCCUCCCCCAAGAUCUCCCCCGUCUCCACCCACUUCCCACCCAUUCCUAGCACGCCCAUUUCUCGGAGCGAUUCCGGCUAUGCGCUGCAAGCCACCCUGCGCGAAAAGCGCUCCGGACACUUUGACGGAUCGUCGCGUCGCAGCUCUUCUGUAGGUUUCCUCCCGCUCCGUCGACGCCUUUUCAGCAGGUCGAGGCUCGCACCCCAGCACGCGUCUCAUACGUCUCACACGUCUCAACAGUUCGGCGUCGAUGGCGCUCCUCCGUUCCGCCGACCGAGCCAGCCGUUCCUUGGCCAUACUCCCAGUUCCUCGUCGUCCAACCUCAUGCACGAGUUCCGCGCCCCGUCGUCGUAUGCUCCGUCCGUGUAUGCGCAGUCCACCCUGGCGGCGUCCACGAUCAUGCCGGGCGUUUUGGUCCAACCGGUGAGGAAUACAGAGACGACGCAAUGGGUCGAAGGGCAUUGUUUGCAGUGGCGACCGUACGAUGACAGGACGACAUGCACCAUAUGUGCCGAGAGGUCAGACGAAGGGAUUUAUGUCUGCUCAGGCUGUGGUCUCUCUGCACAUUCUCGAUGCACCCUGCAGGUCUGCCUCGUCUGCCCCCGAGCAUUCAAGCCAGACCAUGUGAGAACCGCAUUUGUUCGUUGCUUUGCGAGCCUCUUCUAUACAUAUCGACGUUCCUUAGCACCGGCAACGGGAGACGUGAAGCGAUCAGGCAUGCUGUAUAAGUUCAACAUGGAGGGCUACAUUCGGAACUUGCCUCAUGAUAUUGCGGACUAUAUGCAACUGCUCAGGGAUACGCAACUCUUCAAUGAGUUCCUCCACGAGCGAGAAAUGACGCCGGCAAAUGACCCGUCAAUCAAGCUAUUUGACCAGAUCAUUAUGGCUAAGAAGAACCGAGGACGGACGUCUCUGUUCUCUAAAUCUUCCACCGACUUCCUCAACGACACAUCCGAUCAUCUGUGGAGGUCUGCAGCCGCAAUGCCUCCCACUUCCCGAGUUCCAGGGGACUAUCGCCAGAUUGUCAGCCGAAGUAAGUUUGAGACCGUCUCUGUCCAACACCCAUGGCAAAGUCUCGGUAUUAAUUGUCCUGUAGUCCCUGCGAAACUUGACCCUACUCUAAUGAAAGAACCGCGCGUCAUUCAGGGGGCUCCUCGCUUUUCCCAAUCGCGCACCACUACGACUCGACGUAAGCCCAUUCCGUCGAUGCUCGGACCGGGUCUGCCUCCCCAUCCUCCGCCGAAGUGAUGAACCGCUAUGUAGGGAGCCUUGUCUUCAGACGAAGUAAACGAUUGCUCGACCACUCUCAUCUCGCCUUUUCCGC